Molecule: messenger RNA, 528 nt
Organism: Polistes dominula (European paper wasp)
Lineage: Eukaryota; Metazoa; Arthropoda; Insecta; Hymenoptera; Vespidae
Product: acidic leucine-rich nuclear phosphoprotein 32 family member B-like
Source: RefSeq, a predicted model, not a curated record
AUGUGGUUUGACAAAGAUUAUCUAGACGAUGUAGCAGAAAAAGACGAUGAAUGUUUCCGUAAAGUAAGAAAACUCAUCGAUGUAGAAGAGCAAAUGGAACCAUUAGACAUUUAUGAAGAUGAAGAUGAAGAGGAAAGUGAAGAUGAACCAUUAGACAUUUAUGAAGAUGAAGAGGAAAGUAAAGGUGAAGAUUAUGAAGGUGAAGAUGAAUAUGAAGAUGAAGAUGAAGAUAAUGAAAGUGAAGAUGAAGGUUCCGAAUAUGAUUUUUAUUUUUGUGUACAUGAACGUGGAGGUGAACCAUUAGACAUGUCUGAAGAUGAAGAGGAAAAUGAAGAUGAAGGUUAUGAACAUGAAGGUGAAGGUGAACCAUUAGACAUUUAUGAAGAUGAAGGUGAACCAUUAGACUUUUAUGAAUAUGAAGAGGAAAGUGAAGAUGGAGAGGAAAGUGAAGAUGAAGGUUGCGAUUGUGAAGUUGAAAGUUCUGAAAGUGAAAGUGAUAGUGAAGAUUAUGAAGAUYUWUAUGCCUGA